UGCCUCGUUUGCUGCAUGUGGAUCGCCUUAGCAGCCUUAGCCACUGUCGGGGCCCAAGUGGUCCCCCAAAACGCUCACUGUGUCGUCUACACAGACAGCUGCGGACAGUUACUGGACACCCUCCCGGUGUGCCAAGAUUUUAAUCGACAAGUGUGCAACCGUCCCGCCUGCAAGUUUAUCCAUCUCAGUGACGGAAACGUGGAGGUGAUCGAGAAUCGCGUAACUGUGUGCAGGGACGCAGUGAAGGGCGCGUGCAUGCGACCCCAGUGUAAAUAUUAUCACAUACCGGUCGCGUUGCCGCCAGCGCCCCUGAUGGCGAUUACAUCACCUGGGACGCCCUAGUUACUCCUUCUCGUUUAGCGGAUAACACGACGAGGCGAUCAGACAGAUAGAGAAACUGGAGAGGGAAAGCACUAGCGAAACAGUGCGAUAAAUGAAUGCGAUAGGUUCGGAAGCGAAGGGAAAGGAAGAAAGAAAGAAAGCUGCGAGUGCUGAGAAAGGGGUUGAAGGGGACGAGAGAGGUUGAUGGAGGGGGAGAUUUGGCUGGAAAGGGGAAAUGAUAGGAACGGAUGGGGGAGAAAGGAACGGAGAGGGCAAGGAGAAAAUAUUAGAAACGUACGGCAGCACGAGCUUCUUGAACAAGCGAUUCGUUGGAUCGGCUUGAUCGUCGAAGAUCGAGGAAAAGGGGAAAAGGAUAGAGCAGCGGCAACGCAAGUUCCAACUGUUUCGUCCUCGUCGUUUACAUCGUCGUCCACAUCGGAAGAACCGACUCGAUUUUAUUUCAUCCUGCUCUGCGAAUCUCGUUCGACGCAUGCGUUACCAUUAAAUGGGGAGGGGAAGAUAGACACACCAAGAAACGAACAAUGACCGAAGAAAAGGGGAAGAGAACGAAACCGUACAGAUUCUACUUUCUUUUCCUUCUUUCAAUCGGGCCUGAACGAUCUCGACGAGACUCCUACGACAAUCGGCUGGCUGAGGUCGAUUUCUCCGACUUCGAAGCCUCGUGAUAACGACGCGGCCCUAACAAGAAGAGAUCUCUGGAUCGUUGAAGGGCUGUAUAACAAUCUCUAUAGAUCGACGGAGCCGCGUCGUGGUGACGAGAGAAAGUUGAUUGUCCCUGAACGUCUUGUCGCUCGCUGGAUAGACGGCCAUCGAUGAUAGUUUCGUGCGUUGAUACUGGCACUAUGUUCCGUUUAGUUUCCUAGACUAGGUUAACGAAUCUUCACUGACUAGUCGCUUGUCUUUGGCGAGAAGGAUAGUGAAGAUUAUCUUAGAACCGUCCCGCAGGUUGCUCGAUACACAACAAUCGAGCGUCGUUAGACGAGGUCUUCCUUGAUCCUGCCUUCUUUUUUCCGUUGUUCAUGCCGCGGCCGAUCUUGAAAGAAGGAGACAGAAAGCGACGUUGCGAGUCGGAAAAUCUGGCGGAGUGUUGUUCAGUUUCUGCGCCCGACACUGUUGUUCUCUUCCCUGGUAUCUUUCUUUCGGGUACGAGCAAAUAACGUGACCGACGACGCUCUUUAAACUGCGUUAACACUUCUGCAGAUGGCCUCGGUAACGCUACGGUAUACUUCUGAGCGUACUAUUUAUCGUCCUGAAUACUAUUGCACAAAAUGACGUCCAGCUGCGCGCUCGGUUCUGGUCGAUAGUCUAUGACCGUGUACUCUAAUGAUCAGAAAUCAGCGGAUCGCAGUUACGACGUGAUAACCAAGUAUAAUCCCUAGCUAUGUACAUACAUACUUCUGGAUUCGAAAAAGUUUUAGAACUUAGACCAUACUGAGUUGAAAACAUGAUAUUACUUCGAGAUGAUACUUGAUUAAUCGUAGGAUUAAGUUGUCCUAAUUUCUAUUAGUAUGUAUUUAAUCUCCAUGUGUGAUUCAUCAUGAUCUUUAUUUAACUUUACAACGUAAACUUUGUUCCGCUGACUGAUUUCUUUUAACACUUCCAUCAGCUCUGGGCUAGGACUAUCAGGUAGUAUCGGGUAGAUACUAUUGUUUCUAUUCUUCCAUGAUUCGAACCGAAAGAAAGGGAGUGUCAGUUAUAGAUACGAACUAUAUAUAAUUAGCAGAAGUUGUUAGUAGGAAGCAAGGUUGGUUUGGUAAAUGUCUUUUUCUUUUUUUUUAACGAACUGUUUUAAUAAUGUUAAAAUAUUUUAUAGAACGAUACGAUACUUUGAAUAUUCUUUUAGUUGCUUGGUAUUGUGUCGAUAACAAACGUUUUAUAAUAUCGAAUCAUUAUCGAACUUGAUAUCCUUAUUGACAAUAGAAUCUAGGCACGGAUUGAAACUUGUAUUUUAAUUUUACUUUCUCUAGAGAUUAUAUUUAUAAUUGCAGUGUAUCUUGCAAAAAAACAACACAGCUGAAGAUUUAAGUACUACGAACAAUUGUUCUGAUAUCGACUAGUUUGCACAGAUUCGGUGAAAUAUAGUGGCAAGAAAUAUCGGUUGAUUGAAUUCUGUUUGAGAAGGAGUCAUUUCAGAUGAAAUGGCAAACUUCGGAGAGGAAUUAGAUUUUUGCGAGAUUUAUUUGAAUAGGUUACAUCUGCAUUCGUGUAAUUAUUGUAUUUAAGUACUUCUUCGAUGAUAUUAAGGAACCAUAGAGGAUUAAAUGGUAUCGAAUUAACGAUUUCUGUCUGGACCAGCCAUUGCUUAAUUUAAGAAAAUAGCACGACGGACUAAUAACUUGUUAUAGGGAAAGCAAUGCAUUUUCGUUACAUCACUAAUAUGCAUCGAUUCAUUCUGUAUAACAUUACGUAAACCUUUAAGAAAAUUUCGAAGGCUAAUCAAAGUGGAAACACGUGAACAGAAGGUUCGCGUGAAUCUACGUUGGGCAAAAGCACACACUCGGCCGAAGCAUAUUGUUUAUUUCCUAUAAUUACGAGGUUCGGAUAUCGUGAACCGCAGAACCGUUAUUUUCAUGCAGAUGUUAAGAGAACGGUGAAAUGAUCGAGGACGUUUCUGACCUAGACGAGUGAAAGGGGGUCCGGGCGAUAAAGAUAACUUAACGUCUAAUGAAGUUUUUAUACACGUAUAUAUUAAACAAAUUCCACUUAUAUUUUGUUUCUAUAUCAAUAUAUUAUUGCGUAUGCAUAUACGUUUGGGCUGAUAAAUGAACGUACGUACAUACGCUGCGAGACACUGAUCGAUCGAUACAAACGAUUGGUAUUUGAUCGAGAGAGAGAGAGAAAAAAAAAGAACAAAACAACAAGAAAUAAUAGAACAGAAAAA
Messenger RNA from Megalopta genalis, 3223 nucleotides. RefSeq lists its product as uncharacterized. Gene Ontology annotation, biological process: regulation of RNA splicing. Gene Ontology annotation, molecular function: RNA binding; metal ion binding. Gene Ontology annotation, cellular component: cytoplasm; nucleoplasm. The record is from RefSeq and is a predicted model, not a curated record. NCBI's taxonomy places the organism in Eukaryota, Metazoa, Arthropoda, Insecta, Hymenoptera, Halictidae.